GUUAGCCGCGGCUAACAGGAAGGCAGUAAUGAGGACGCAUUGAGGAGCAGAACUUGGCAACGAGCGGAGGGUCCAGACAGGGACUUUGUAAAACUCUCUUUCGGACUCACCUGAGGCAGGAGGAAGUGUUACUCCGCCGGAGGGCAGGCAGGACGGAGUUUCCACGCCGGUGUGUCUUAUACGUUCAGCAGAACCGACACUAAAGCUCAGUGUGAAGACCAGACCGGCAGCAUGUCUUCAGCGGUGGAUCUCAAGACGAAGGAGGAGAAGGACGCGGAGCUGGACAGACGAAUCGAAGCUCUGAGGAAGAAGAACGAAGCUCUGGUGAAGAGGUAUCAGGAAAUAGAGGAAGACAAGAAGAAGGCAGAGCAGGAAGGCAUAGCCGUGACGACGCCUCGUAAGCCCCGCCCCCACGAGCCGGAGCCGGACAGGCGGAAGACGGAGAAAGAGAACUUCACCGUCACGGUGGACCUGUCGAAGACGGCCGGGGAGAAGCGAGUGGUGAACGACUGGAAACCUGGAACGCCGCGCGGGCGCAAGCCGUCGGAGGAGGGCGACGGCCACCGAGGUCAAAGUGACGGACGCAGCCCCCCCAGGAGGGCGGGGUCCGGGCGGGUGGGCCGCGGGGGUCAGAGAGGAGGAGGAGGAGGAGGGGGUCGACAGGAGAGGAGGGAGUGGGAGCCCAGAACACCCAGAGAUGAAGGAGGAGAGAUGGGAGGUCCGGGACGGAGAGGAGGAAGGAGAGGACGAGGAGGCGGCGGCGGCGGCGGUGGAGGUGGCGGGGGAGGAGGAGGAGGAGGAGUGGAGGGCACACCAGGUGGCGGCGAUCGGAAAUCAAAGGAGUGGGAGGAGAAGCGGCGGCAGAACAUCGAGAAGAUGAACGAGGAGAUGGAGCGAAUCGCCGAGUACGAGAGAGGACAGCGGGUGGAGGGGGACAAACCCAUCCGCAACUUCCUGGACGACCCCCGCCGCUCGGGCCCGGCGCCGGACAUCGACCGCAAGGAGGGCAGCAGGAGACACGUCCGCAACUGGGGGGGGCUGGACUUCGACAACGUGAAGACGGGGGCGGAGCUGGAGCGGGAGUGGACGAGCCGCCGCCCGGGACCCAAAGGCUCGCUGGACAUGACCAUGUCCAUGACGGGCCGCGAGCGCGCCGAGUACCUGCGCUGGAAGAAGGAGCGCGAGCAGAUCGACGAGGAGCGGCUGGCACGCCACCGCAACGCCACGGGCCAGUGGAGGCGGGAGUGGGACGCCCAGAAGACGGACAGCAUGUUCAAGGAGGACGCAGGUGUUCCUGCCGAGGGCGUCGUAGCCGAGCAGGGCGGCAGGAGAGACGACGGCAAGCGGCCGCCCAAAGCGCCGACGUUCGGGGACUUCCUGUCUCAGGGCCGGACCCCCGGGGCCCGAGGGGAGCGAGGCCGAGGGAAGGGCCGAGGCCAGAAGCCGAGCUACAGUAUGCAUGACAACCGCUGGGAAGGAGAGAAGGAGGACGAGGAGGAGAAGGAGAAACAGGACAAGACGAAGAGGGAGGAGAAGCCGAAGAAGGAGCGAGAGGAGGAGAAACCCAAACCUGCCCCGACGCCGAAGGUAGCGGAGAAGAACGGAGAGGAUGAGGAGGAGGAGGAGGAAGACGAGUGGGAGGAUGCCAGCGAUGGCGAGGACGACGUGGACGAAGGCAGCGACUCUGAACACGACUCCAGAGGAGACGAGAAGAAGGACAGAGGGAAGGAGAAGGGCUCCAAGAGGAAGGACGCCUCGCCCGCGUCUCCCAGGACUCGAACCCGGACCACGUCCGCCGGGAGCCCCAAAGAGCAGCGGACCCCUCGGCCCAAGGUCCACAUCCCGCCGCCGGCCGCGGCGCAGGACUCCCCCGAGGGCGGCAAGCCCGUCAGCCCCUUCUCCCCGCUGGACGGGCACCAGCCGGUGUCGGACUGGGGCGAGGAGAUGGAGAUGCUGUCGCCCCGCGGCAGCGUGGGCGGCGAGAGCCCCCCGAAGCCCCCCAGCGAGGACAGCAGCCCACCACAGAAGAAGAACCAGGACGCGGCGGUGGCGGAGGACCGGACCGCCAAGGGACCUGCUGAGACGGAGACGGAGGAGCACACAGCUGCCGUUAAAGUCCAGAACACUGUGAUCGUAUCGGAGCCGGAGGAGACUCCCACAGACUCCCCCAAUGGAGGCCCCGCCCCCUCCGAUCCACCUGGCCCCGCCCCCUCCGAUCCGUCUGGCCCCGCCGAUUCAGAUCAAUCUGGCCCCGCCCCCUCCGAGGUCAAUGAGUCCCAGGAUGCAGCAGCUGCUUCUUCAGAAGGGGACAAAGCGGACAAAGCAGACGUCCCCCCUCCUGCUGCCGUCCUGGAGGCUGAUCAGAGCCCGUCUCCCCCGGCGGCGGUGGCGGAGGAGAAGGAGGAGAAGAAGGAGGAGAAGAAGGAGGAGGAGGAGGAGGAGGAGGCGGCGGCGCAGGAGGCGCCUGCGGGGAGCGGAGCUGCUCCGUCAGCAGAGUCGUCCUCAGGCUGAAGCUGACGGGAAGAAGCGAGGAGGAGGAGGAGGAUGAAGAGCAGCGCAGAUUUCAUCGAGGGAGUGACCGUUGAUCUGAAACUCAGUGAUUUACUUCUUCAGGAGGGGGGGGGGGAGACUGCGGCUCCUCCGCCAGCUGCCCCCCCCCCCCCCCCCCCCCCUCCUCCUCCUCCUCCUCCUCCUCCUCCUCCUCAUAUCAACGUCCUCCGGAGUCGACCUCAGGAUCGGGACGGCGGAGCAGCGGCUCGCUGUGGCAUCUGGCAGCACCGCGCUGCGGGCCUCCCGGGUCAGUGGUGCGAUUCCAGCUGCCUUGCCGCCCUCGGCUCAUUUGCAUAAAGCCGAAUCCUGCGGACUUUAUGCAAAUGUGGCGGAGCACUUUGUUAAAACCUCUAAAGUCGCAACAGUGGAACCAGAGAGAGAGAGAGAGAGAGAGGCGCCAUGUUUGAUCGGGUUGAACUCUGACCUUUGGGGUGGGUUAAUGUGGGACUUUUAAAUCCAGAUAAUUCUGAUUUAAAAUGACCAUGUAAUGUCUUCAUUCCCAGUGAAGUCUUUAUUCCAAAUUGAACUUGAUUCUGAAUCGUUGGCCACGUUGCCCUGGGCCCCGUAUAAUGGGACUGUCGGCGAAGCGGACUGUAAAUGUGUCGUAUAAACACUGAGUGGAUCCGCUUCACUCGGAGCGGAUUGUAUUUCGGAUCCGAUUGCACGAGGUGGUGUACACCCAUCGAUCGCGCAUGCGUUCCCUCGUACGUAGUGACAUGAUGACGUGCGCAGUAAACGUUAAGCAGGACAGUCACAAACCAGCAGAAGAACUGGACGGUGGCUGAGAAACACUUGUUUUAUAUAUAAAAACCCAGAGAGAACAAACACUGGAGAGGACAGACGGCCGCAAAUCGCGCAACAGCGAGUUGUUCAAAGAAGUCCGAGGCAGACUGUUAGCAACCGCCCGGCCCGUGUUAUGGAUUAACUGGUUCCCGUGUUAAUGAGUGACGGGUUUCUGUGUGAACGGAUGUUAAAAUAAGGCUCACAAAAGACUCUAAAACUUAUAAACUUACUGUAACGGUAGAAAACCGAUCUUCGCUGGAACAAGACAAGUUUCAGUCAGCAUUUCAACAUCUGUUGGUCACAGGCUAACACGGACACCAGUUCGACAUAUUCGCGCCCACCGAGGGCAAAAGUCGCUUUCCUAAAGGUCAGAGGUCAAAGUUGGCAGUGUGUGUGUGUGCGCGCGGCUGUUGGGUGAGGAUGAGGAGACGUAGAAACGGAGUGAGUGUUUGUCUUCACUGGAGUCCGGAGCAGCAAAUCAACCAAUCAUCAACCGUCUGCAUGUUUUCACCCUGAACCGGCUUCUGGUCCUCUUUCACUGCAGCGAGACGGAGGACGGCCCGGUUUAUUCUGUUUGAGUUUCUGGGAUGAAAAGUCUUUUUUAGGUUUUUUUUUUGUUUUUGUUUGUUUUUUAAGAAGUCUGAGGAGGAAAACUCCACUCUUUGUAGAUAAAGUGGCGUAGAAGUGAGAGACGAGUGGAAUGUUGACCUUCCUGCAUGAGGCGGCGUCCUGCGACUCCGGGACGCUUCGGCUCGUCUUCUCUCAUUUCUGUUCCAACAUGCUUCUAAAGAGCCAUAUUUGUAUGAGUGUGUGUGUGUGAGUGUGUGUGUGUGUGUGUGUGUGUGUGUGUGGCCCUCCUCUCGUACCUCAGCAGACUUUGGGGGCGUCGCCGUGGUUUCCACUUCAGAUCCUUUCUUUGUGUUGUGAAGCUCGACAGUUGUAAGAAAUAAAAUCAUGUACAUUUCUUUCUUUCUUUUUUUUCUUUUUCUUUUUUUUUCCAGUGGAUUUAAAUAUACAAGAGUUUUGUGCAAAUCCAA
Salarias fasciatus (jewelled blenny) is the source of this 4370-nucleotide messenger RNA. It is a transcript of the gene ccdc9, whose product is annotated as coiled-coil domain containing 9. Lineage: Eukaryota; Metazoa; Chordata; Actinopteri; Blenniiformes; Blenniidae. The transcript has 15 exons. The record is from RefSeq and is a predicted model, not a curated record. The coding region runs from base 232 to 2511 and encodes 759 amino acids.